Molecule: messenger RNA, 2081 nt
Organism: Panicum virgatum (switchgrass)
Lineage: Eukaryota; Viridiplantae; Streptophyta; Magnoliopsida; Poales; Poaceae
Product: cytochrome P450 94B3-like
Exons: 1
Coding region: 323-1882 (519 amino acids)
Molecular function (GO): heme binding; monooxygenase activity; iron ion binding
Source: RefSeq, a predicted model, not a curated record
UAUAAUAUCAGUAAUAUCCAUCAAUAUUUGAUCCCUUUACAUCCCUACCAGGCGUGAGACCGGUGAAACCAAGCUUGAGCAGAGUUUGCAGAGGUCAUUCCACGCGCAGGGCAAGCUUGUUAGUCUCCGCAAAGUCAAGCCUCAAAACAGCGUGCGGGUCCAGCCGCUGUCACGAUUCACGACUAGUAGUUCCUCCAGCAUGAAGAAAUCAGCAAACGCGAAAUGUCCUUGGCUAAUACAGCAUCAGCAAACGCCAAUAUUAAUUCCUCACUUGCUACAGAGCUCCCCCGGUUGAAGACGGAUCGAGAUCCUCUGCGCAACCAUGGAGGCCAUCCACCUCGCCUACGUGCUCGUCUUCGCCCUCCUCGCUGUCUUCGUCCUCCAACUCCGGCGCCGCGGGGCCUCUCCGGCCGAGCAGCCGGCAAGGGCGACGACGGCCCACUGCCCGUACCCGAACCCGGUCCUGGGCAACACCCUCGAGUUCAUCCGCAACCGCCGCCGCUUCUUCGACUGGUACGCGGACCUGCUCCGCGCGGCGCCCACCGGCGCCAUCGAGGCGUGGGGGCCCUUCGGCUCGGGCCGCGCCGUGACCGCCGCGACCCCGGCCGACGUCGACCACCUCCUGCGCGCCGGCUUCGCGGGCUACGUUAAAGGCGCGCGCUUCCGCGAGGCCACCGCCGACCUCAUCGGCGACGGGCUCUUCGCCGCCGACGGCCGGCUAUGGAGCCUGCAGCGGAAGCUGGCGUCGCACGCCUUCUCGUCCCGCUCGCUCCGCCGCUUCGCCGACGGCGUCCUUGCGGUCCACCUCCGGCGCGGGCUCCUGCCGUCCCUCGACGACGCCGCCGAGGCGGGGCGGGCCGUCGACCUGCAGGCCGCGCUGCGCCGGUUCGGCUUCGGCACCAUCUGCCACGUCGCGUUCGGCGUCGAGGUCGCGCACGGGGACGGGCAGGAGGCGCUCUUCGCGGCGUUCGACGCCGCCCUCGAGAUCUCCUUCCGGCGCGCGCUCACGCCGGCCACGUGGGUGCGGCGCCUCACCAAGCUCCUCGACGUCGGCAGGUCGCGGCGGCUCAGGGAGGCCGUCGGCGUCAUCGACGGCUACGCCAUGUCCGUCGUCGAGGCGAAGGAGGAGGCGCGCCGGAGGAACGGCGGCCUCGACGACGGGGACGCCGACCUAUUGUCGCGGUUCAUGGCGGCCAUGGACGGGGAGGACGGCGGCAAGCUCGGCGCCAUGUUCCCCACGCCGGCGGCCAAGCGCCGGUUCCUGCGGGACGUGGUCGUCACCUUCGUCCUCGCCGGGAAGGACACGACCUCGUCGGCGCUGACCUGGUUCUUCUGGCUCCUCGCCGCGAACCCUCACUGUGAGCGGCGCGCCCGCGAGGAGGCCGCGACCGGUGGCGGCGGCGCCAAGGGGAUGCACUACCUGCACGCCGCCAUCACCGAGGCGAUGCGGCUGUACCCGCCGGUGCCGUUCAACGGGCGGGUCGCGGCGCGCGACGACGAGCUGCCGAGCGGCGCGGCGGUGCGCGCGGGGUGGCACGCGAACUACUCGGCGUACGCGAUGGGGCGGAUGAGGACGCUGUGGGGCGAGGACUGCAUGGAGUUCGUGCCGGAGCGGUGGCUCGGCGACGGCGGCGAGUUCGUGCCCGUCGACGCGGCGCGGUACCCGGUGUUCCACGCCGGCCCGCGGGUGUGCCUCGGGAAGGAGAUGGCGUACGUGCACAUGAAGACGGUCGCGGCGGCCGUGCUCCGGAGGUUUAGGGUGGACGUGGUGGCGCCGCUGGCCAGCAUGGAGGCGCCGCCGGCCUACGAGAUGACGGCGACGAUGAAGAUGAAGGACGGGCUGUGGGUGCGGCUCUGCAGGCUGGAAGAAUCAGCUGAGUGACGAGAGGAGACUUUGACUGCAAGUCUGCAAGUCAGCUCAGGGGACAAACAAGGACCGGGACACCCUGUUCUGUUCUCAUUAGCACCAUACUUCAACCGAAAAUUACUCCACUAAAAUUGUACUUAUGUUGUAAAAAUUAAAACCAUAUGUAUUUCAAAAUUUGUAUAUAAUAAUAUUAUUUAGUUUUAAAUUUUUGACA